Colletotrichum destructivum is the source of this 848-nucleotide messenger RNA. RefSeq lists its product as uncharacterized. The record is from RefSeq and is a predicted model, not a curated record. The transcript is spliced from 2 exons. Bases 181 to 435 code for a protein of 84 amino acids. Lineage: Eukaryota; Fungi; Ascomycota; Sordariomycetes; Glomerellales; Glomerellaceae. Gene Ontology annotation, biological process: mitochondrial respiratory chain complex IV assembly. Gene Ontology annotation, cellular component: mitochondrion.
CGUCCACCCGCCGCGUCGGAACACCCACGGCGGGCGGAUGCCUCACUGGGGACGAGGCUCAAAUCCCGAUACAAGACCACUUCGACCACAGUUUGCGAGAUUGUCGCCCUUGGACUGCGCGAACAUUGGAUCGUCACCAACUUCGAAAACUAGAAACGAAAUCAAUUGACGCUGGCCAUCAUGUCCCGGGCCUCGAAACUCACACUUGCAGCGACCUCGAUCUUCGCUGCUAGCACCAUCGUCAUCGUCCAUUUUCAACAAAAAUUCGAGAAAGAGGCCAUGCACCAAGGUGUUGUUCGGGACAUUGAACAGCAGCGAAUCAAGCGUGAACGCCAACUCGACUUCGACAUGCAGCGCGCUCUCGAAGAAGAGUAUAAGCGAGAGCAGACGGUCCGAGAAGCAACAGCGCCGAUACCACCUAGCACUGGUCGGUAGCAUCGGUAUUGACAUCUCACUUCGCCAUGGUGACGACGUCGGCGUGUUGGCCAGGAGCAGACCUGGCCUCUUGCGAAACAUACUGCAUGUUAGGGGAUGUAGAUGACCGAGGACCUGAGGAAGGAACGGAAAGGAAAAUGGAAGACAGGAAGAGAGAGAGAGAGAGAGAGAGAGAGAGAGAGAGAGAGAGAGAGAGAGAGAGAGAGAGAGAGAGAGAGAGAGAGAGGCCUCAGUGAUUCGACUCAUCAGAUGAGAAGAGGAACUGAGCACACUGACAGAUAUCGGCUCCAAGCAAAACUGCUCUCAUCUUAUUCUAGCGUCACCAUUCAAAGCAACUCACUAGCAUGGCAACCUGGUUGGGCCAUGACUGUGAUGGCAUCAGAUACGUCACGCAUCCGGGACGAUCAGGUUGC